Molecule: messenger RNA, 1086 nt
Organism: Naegleria gruberi
Lineage: Eukaryota; Heterolobosea; Eutetramitea; Acrasida; Naegleriidae
Exons: 2
Coding region: 1-1086 (361 amino acids)
Biological process (GO): dephosphorylation; 7-methylguanosine mRNA capping
Molecular function (GO): phosphatase activity; mRNA guanylyltransferase activity
Source: RefSeq, a predicted model, not a curated record
AUGCAAUCACCCAAAUGUACAUCAUCAGCAAACUCAGAACCCUGUUGUGAGAGAAAUGCAUCAGAAGAAACAAGCAACAACUCAUCAAAAAAUCUCCGCAAUAGUUCUAAUUCAAGUGUUCAUUGUUUAACAAUUCAAACAAGUAACAUUGCAAUUCAAGAUACCAAUGGAUCAUCACCUACAACACCUCCUUCCCCUUUGUACAAAAAGAACCUUUCCGUAGAUACAACUGUUACCUCGGCAUCAUCAUCAUCUAAUGAAAAUCCAACACCAAGCGUUGAAGAAACAACUCCAUCGCCAACAACAGCCAAUGUAAGACAUAAUGUUUUACAGAAAAUUUCGAAAUGGUCUGGUCUGGAUAAUUUUGGAACACCUCUCGAGCCAACCCACAUUAUUCCUUUAAAAACACCAAUUAAAACUAAGUUUUUAGAAUCAACUAAAAAGUGGAGACCUUUCACUACCGAGGAUUUUCUUUUUGGAAAUUUAAAAAGUGGAUAUUGCGUAGCUGGAAUUGUAGAUUUAUCGAAUCAUGAUUGCAUUUAUGAUGUGGAUUCCGUAUGCUCACCCAAAAAUCCUGAACAAUUUUUGAAAGAGAUUGGAAAAUUGUAUUUUAAAGAUGAAGAGGAAAAGGAUACAUUAUUGAAAUAUGUUAUUACCUCUCCUAUUUUGAGGAAAUCAUGCAUUUAUGAUAAUUUCACAUCUGAUGAGAUUAGGAAUGUUAUAGACAAUACAGAAACUAUUCCACUAACCUAUAUUAAGGUUAGACUUGUAGCAAAAGAAAUACCAGGAGAGGAGCAACAAGUGGAUUUCAAUCAUGUCAUAAAUGAUUUCUUUGAAAAGUUUCCUUCACACUACAUUGGAGUUCACUGCUCGUAUGGCUUUAAUAGAACAGGAUUUAUUUGUUGUUCUUAUUUAAUAAGUGAACGAGCUAUUCCAAUUGAUGAAGCUCUUAAUAUUUUUGCUAAGAGUAAACCUCCUGGUAUAAAGCAUCACUGGUUUCUUAAAGCUUUGAGAAAAAGAUAUGAUCCUAACUACAUAGAGUUAAAUGAUGAUGAAAAUGGUGUUUCGGAAGAUUCUUCAAUGUAA